GAAGAAGGUGUGUGUGAGCUGAUCCAGUGGAUCCAGUCAAUCCAGCAGCAUGGAUCAGUGUGAGGACACACAGGAGGGAGCCCCUCCCUCUAAAAAAAGGAGAGAUUAUAAUCAUAACAACCAGACCAAAGCUCAGAGGAACCAACCUGGAUCUGGAUCUGGAUCUGGAUCUGGAUCCAGCUGUGUGUCCUUCAGGAGUGAUACUUCAAAAGAUUUACCUCUAAACCUCAAGUCCAUCAGUCCAGCAGUGGAACAUGUCUACAAAGAGAAGAAGAGGACUGGACCCCAGUCUGCAGAAAGACCCAGAGCUGCAGAUGUUGGUCUCCAGGAGAUUUUUGCAGAACAUCAGAUCAGUCUGAGGAGCAGAAGUGAACAUGUGACUGAAGGAACCGAAGAAGCAGGAAGAGAAACACUUCUUAACAAGGUCUACACUGAGCUCUACAUCACAGAGGAACUGAGACAAGAGGUUAACACCCAACAUGAGGUGAUGCAGCUGGAGACAACCAGAAUCAAUAAGCUCCAUGACACUGCAGUCAAGAACCCCGACAUCUUCAAAGUCUUCCCUGACCAACACAGAUCCAUCAGAGUGGUUCUGACCAGUGGAGUUGCUGGAGCUGGAAAAAGCUUCUCAGUGCAGAAGUUCACUCUGGACUGGGCCGAGGGCUUGGAGAACCAAGACAUCAGUGCUGUGGUUCCUCUUUCCUUCAGGGAGAUGAACUUGAUCAGAGAUGAGCAGCACAGUCUUCUCACUCUGAUCCAGCUUUUCCAUCCAACACUCCAGAAGAUCCCAGCAGAACAGCUGUCUGUCUGCAAACUUCUGUUCAUCUUUGAUGGUCUGGAUGAAAGCAGACUUUCUCUGGACUUCAACAAGAGUCAGGUGGUGUCUGAUGUCACCCAGAAGUCCUCAGUCAACGUGCUGAUCUCUAACCUCAUCCAGGGACGUCUGCUUCCCUCAGCUCUGGUCUGGAUCACUUCCAGACCUGCAGCAGCCAAUCAGAUCCCUCCUUCAUGUGUGGACAGACUGACAGAAGUACGAGGCUUCAAUGAUGCUCAGAAGGAGGAGUACUUCAGGAGGAGAUUCCCAGAUGAAGAGCUGUCCAGCAGAAUCAUCUCCCACAUCAAGAGCUCCAUGUCCCUCUACAUCAUGUGUGAAGUUCCAGUCUUCUGCUGGAUCACUGCUGUGGUUCUGGAGAACAUGCUGACCACAGAGAAGAGAGGAGAGCUGCCCACCACCCUGACUGACAUGUACUCACACUUCCUGAUGGUCCAGACAAAGAGGAAGAAGAACAAGUACCAGCAGGAACAUCAGACAAGUCCACAAGAGCUUCUUCUGAAGCUGGGGAGGCUGGCAUUUGAACAUCUGGAGAAAGGAAACAUCAUGUUCUACCAAGAAGACCUGCAGCAGUGUGGUCUGGAUGUCACAGAGGUCUCAGUGUACUCAGGAGUUUGUACUGAGAUCUUCAGAAGAGAGUGUGAGAUCUUCCACAAACCGGUCUACUGCUUUGUUCAUCUGAGUGUUCAGGAGUUUCUGGCUGCAGUCUACAUGUUCCACUGUUACUCCACCAGGAAGCUAAAGGUCAUUGAUGACUUCCUGAAGAACAACAUGGAGAACCCAUCCCUGGAUGAGUUUCUGAGUAGAGCCAUGGAGAAAUCCCUGCAGAGUCAAACAGGACACCUGGACCUGCUUGUUCGCUUCCUUCAUGGUCUCUCUGUGGAGUCCAACCAGAGACUUUUCGGAGGCCUGCUGGGUCAGACAGCGAAGAAUCCAGGAACCACCCAGAGAGCCAUCAACAAUUUGAAGGAGAACAACAUCAGUGGAGGAGUCUCUCCUGACAGAAGCAUCAAUAUCUAUCACUGUCUGAUGGAGAUGAAGGACCUCUCAGUUCAUCAGGAGAUCCAAGAGUUCCUGAAGUCAGAGAACAAAUCAGAGAUUAAACUCUCAGAGAUCCACUGCUCAGCUCUGGCCUACACUCUGCAGAUGUCAGAAGAGAUUCUGGACAAACUGGACCUGGACCUGGACCAGUACAACACAUCAAAUGAGGGUAAACGGAGACUGAUCCCAGCUGUGAGGAACUGCAGGAAGUUCAGAUUUCCACAGCGAUUUGAAGCCUCAAAAGCAGACUAUGAAGUUGUGGCCUCAGCUCUGAAGUCCAAUCCUUCCCAUCUGACCGAACUGGACCUGAGCUAUAAUCACAUGCAGGAUUCCUCCAUGGAGGUUCUGUGUUCUGGAUUGGAGAGUCCAAACUGCAGACUGCAGACUCUGAGGCUGAAGGACUGCAGUUUGUCAGAGACCAGCCUAAAAGCUCUGGGAUCAGCUCUGAAGAACAACCCGUCCAAUCUGACAGAACUGGACCUGAGCUGGAACACGAACUUGCAAAAUUCAGGAGUUCUUUUUCUGUGUGGUUUUCUGGAGAGUCCAGACAGCAGACUGCAGACUCUGAGGUUGAGGAACUGCAGAUUGUCAAAGAUCAGCUGUGCUGCUCUGGUCUCAACUCUGAAUUUAAACCCGUCCCACCUGACAGAACUGGACCUGAGAUUCAACAACCUGCAGUCUUCAGAUGUUCAGCACCUCCAGGAUCUGGUGGAGAGUCCAAACUUCAAACUGCAGACUCUGAGGUGGUGUGGUGGAAGCCUCUGGUCUUCCUGGUGGAGCAGAGAAGAGAAUCAGUAGCAGCUGGUCUGCAGAGAUGUUGUUCCUGGAGGUGGAGAGCAGAGUGAUGGAGGAAUCAGAGGAAGUGGACAUGAGUGUCAGAGCUGCAGCAUCAACUGAUCUGAGAUCAGCUCCACUGUCUCUCUCAGCAUCAAGUGGACAGUUAUUGUGCUGCAUCUCCCCCGGUGGACUGAUGGAGAACUGCACUUCAUCUUCUCACUCAACUUGGAGUGUUGGGAAGUCUUCUGCUUCUCUUCUCUCUCGUAUUGGGAGCUUCUCUUAACUUUGUCCACACACUCUUGCUGUAGUUUUCUCCUCAUGUGUCCUGAAACUGUUUCUCUGAAUGAUCUGUGUUGGUGAUACAUCAGAUUCAGACAUGAUGGUUUCCUGCAGAAGCUCAGAAGUCUUUUCUGGUGUUUCUUGGACUCCUGCACGUCUCUGUACCACAGAGUGGACCAGCAUUCUCUGAACAUCCUUCAGCUGGUCCAGAAAGCAGCAGCAUGGUUGUUGACCAAAGAAAGAAAACCUUCCAGCAGUUCUGGCCUCAGGAUUCUCCAUCUGGGAGCAUUUUGGUUCUUCUUUUUCAUUUUUAUCAGACCUUUCAGAACCACAAAGUGGACUGAGUUCCUCUGAUUAAAGGCUGCUGGUAUCCCAGAACUAGAAAGUAAUUUUCUCUAAAAGCCCCAAAUCCUAGAAUAGAACUGGAGUUAGGCUGAAAGCUGAGGACUUCAUGCACGCCGUUCAUUGAAAAAUAUAUGUAUUUUUUUGUUUUACUUUUUGAUUUUUACUUGCACUCUAUUUUUGUUGCAUAGAAGGAAUCUUUAGUCUUUUAUAUUUAUCUGAUAUUUUAUGAGGUUUUGUUUUUUAUGUCUCAUUUUAAUUUUCUCUUUGUUCCAUGGUUACGUUUUAGUCAUACUUUUUUCAGCUCUUUGUAAACUGGGAUGAAGCCCUUCCAGCAUUGAGGGGCUAAUUGGAGAAGAGCUGAGCAGAAAGAGGAAGUUGACUCUCUUAGCAGCUCUGGAGAAAAAAAAAAACAGACAUUCAGACAAACAUAAUCCAAAUUGUUAAAAAGAAAUCAGUCAUUACAAACUGACAAAAUGUUAAUAAAAAAUGUUGUUCUCUCAUGGUUAAUGUUUUGUUUUCCUUAACUCUAUCUUUGUAUCAUUUAUCAUGAGGGAAUAUCAAUUAUUUGUUAUAUUUUUUUAACAAAUACUUUGAUGUUCUUUUUUUAACUUCCUUGUUAAUUGAUUUAGUUUCUAAAAAUUGCUAUAUGACUCAAUGGGUUAAGUGUAGGGUUUGCAUGCAGGAGCCCUGGGUUCAAUCUCCGGGGUGUCCACUGAUCCCCAUCCAGACUGGACCAGCAAGACCCUUGACCGUGCUGCCUAACUGGGUCCCUGUGCCUUUCAAGUACAGGGUUGUGUCAGGCUGGGCAUCUGGUGUAAAAACUCUGCCAAAUCACUGAUGCGAAACAGUGGGUGCUGUUUUGCUGUGGCGACCCCGAAAGGGAUAAGCCCAAAGUGAAGAAGAAGGUGACUCAGUUUCAAGGAUUCUACUGCUAAACAGUCAGUUAAUCAAUUGACUUUUCCUUUGAAAUAUUCUUGCACAUAAUUCUAGUCUGCAGAUCAAACACAGAAAAGACUCAGCAAACUUCCACAUGUGAAAAUAGCC
This is a messenger RNA of Oryzias melastigma (Indian medaka), 4318 nucleotides long. RefSeq names its product NLR family CARD domain-containing protein 3-like. Gene Ontology annotation, molecular function: protein binding. NCBI's taxonomy places the organism in Eukaryota, Metazoa, Chordata, Actinopteri, Beloniformes, Adrianichthyidae. The transcript is spliced from 8 exons. Bases 50 to 2671 code for a protein of 873 amino acids. The record is from RefSeq and is a predicted model, not a curated record.